AUGACUACGGAAUCCGUAGGCACGCCGGAUUCAUACUCCUCCCCGCCGGUGACGAUAAUUCUUACCAUCAUUCUCCUCGUCUGCUUCUUCGUCGGCUUCUUCUCCAUUUAUUUUUGUCGGUGUUUCAUGGACAGCAUGUUUUAUUCGUGGUAUUUCCGGCGGAACGCCGUCAGCGCCUCCGUCGGCCCGGCGGCACCUAGCGGGAGUCAGGGCCUUGAUCCUACGAUAAUCAAGACAUUCCCUACGUUCAACUAUUCCCACGUGAAGGAUUACCGGAAAGAAAAGUACGGCCUUGAAUGCGCCAUUUGCCUGUCGGAGUUUAGCGACGACGACAUGCUCCGGCUGUUAAACGCUUGUUGCCACGUCUUCCACCAAGAGUGCAUUGAUCUCUGGCUCGAAUCCCACAAGACUUGCCCGGUUUGCCGGCGGAGCCUCGAUGAGACGGAGAAGUCGCCGGAAAAGUCGCCGCCACAGACUGGCCAUAACGCCAUGCAUGGAAUUAAUGAAAACGAGGCUAUAGAAGAUAGUCAUGUAAUUACAAUUAAGGACGAAGCCGGGGACGUAAGAAGAGGCGGCGGCGCCAGCGAGGGGGAGAAGGAGGCGGAGGCGGCUAGCGCCGGCCACUCCGGCGUGGAAAACGACGUUCAAAAUAGGGUGGAAAAGUUUUCGAGGUCGCAUUCAACUGGGCAUUCGAUAGUUAGAAGUAGAAGCAACGAAGACAAGUUUACGCUGAAAUUGCCGGAGCAUUUGCAUGCGAAGCUGAUAAGGGGCCAUAAUUGGACGGCAAGUUGUAUCACCUUCGGGGAAUGCAACGGCAAGACUCCGGCCGGGAACGGUGGUUUCGGUGAGGUAUCGGAUUUUUCGGGCGGAAAAGUCGACGAAGUAUAA
Molecule: messenger RNA, 888 nt
Organism: Diospyros lotus (date-plum)
Lineage: Eukaryota; Viridiplantae; Streptophyta; Magnoliopsida; Ericales; Ebenaceae
Product: RING-H2 finger protein ATL29-like
Exons: 1
Coding region: 1-888 (295 amino acids)
Source: RefSeq, a predicted model, not a curated record